Paramecium sonneborni is the source of this 1564-nucleotide messenger RNA. The record is from the annotation of a GenBank genome assembly. NCBI's taxonomy places the organism in Eukaryota, Ciliophora, Oligohymenophorea, Peniculida, Parameciidae.
AUAACAAUGGAAAAUGAGAAAUAAUAAAGUAUUUGUGAAGGAUAUUAUAUUAUUAAAACACUUGGAACAGGAACAUUUUCAUAGUAGAAAUUUUAUUAUUAUUCAUUAGGGUUAAAUUGGGGCAGAAAGGAUAAAACUAUGCUGCUUUGAAAUUUUUCAAAUAAGGCAAUGAAGAAAUGCAAUUAGAAUAAUUUAAUAGAGAAGCCCGAAUAUUAUCAAACCUUAAACAUUAAAAUUUUAUUAAAUUGAUAGAUUGCAAUGAGUAACUUAAAUAUACUGUAUAAUUAUUGUCUAAAUUAGAAAAAAAAUGGAACAACAACUUAUAAAAUGGGUUUGAUCUUAGAAUAUGGAAAUAAUGGCGAUAUUUUCUCAUAUUUAAAAUAUUUAAAAAAAUUUGAUGAACCAAUUGCAAGAUUUUAUUUAUGUUAGAUGAUUAAAGCUUUAAUUGAUAUGAAAAAUUUAAAUAUUUGUCAUAGAGAUUUAAAACCUGAAAAUAUUUUGUUUGAUGAUGAAUAUAAUUUAAAAAUAGCCGAUUUUGGGUUUGCAACAGAGUAUUAAGGUUUAAUAAAUGACUUUCAUGGUGGAACAAUACGUAAUUUUAAAUCAUAAAUUUUAAGCUUAUAUGGCACCAGAACUUUUAGAAAAGAGAGAAUAUGAUGGAUCAAAAGUUGAUGUUUUUGCUCUUGGGCAAAUUUUAUUUAUAAUGAUGACUGGAUGUUUUGCAUUUUAAAAAUCGAAUCAUUCAAGUUAUAAAUUAAUUAAAGAGAAAAAUCAUUAAUAAUUUUGGUAAAAAAUGUAAAAUUAACUAAAAAGAGAAUUACCAGAUAAUUUUAAGUAUAUUUUAUGAUUUAAAAUUUUUUUAGAGAUCUUAUUAAUAAAAUGUUUGAAUAUGAUUAUAAUCAAAGAAUAAGUUUUGAAGAAUGUUUACAACAUCCAUUUUUAUAGGGUCCUAUAGCUAAUUUACAUGAAAUAAAAUAAUAAUUCAGAGAUCAAAAACUGAUUAUUGAUAAAAAAAGAGACCAACAAAUUUAUAGGCAACGAGAAGAAAUUAAAAGGCAACGAGAAGAAAUUUAAAGACGACAAUAAAUUGAAAGGGAAAUGCAAGAAUAAAUGGGAAAUGAUAGUACAUUUAAAUCAUCCGGUUAAGAUAAUUCUAAUUAAGAAAAAUUAAAAAAAUAAAAGAAUAAACUGAUGGAAAAAUACAAAUUUAAUUUUAAAGAUCAAAUUCUAAAGAAAAGCAGUCCAACAUAAAUGAUCAAUGAAAUAGUAACAUGUUAAGAAAGAGAAAGUUUAUUUAUUUAAAUUAUUUAAAUUUUUGAAGAAAAUGAUAGAAUAACAAAAAUUCAUAAAAAUAAAUAUAAAGUAAUAAAAUUUUUAUUAAAUUUAGCUUGAUGUUGAUAUUCUAGAUGAAGAAAGUGAUGUGAAAUAUAAAAUUUAGAUAGAAUUAUGUGAUAUUGGAGAUGAAAUGUUGAGAGUUGAUGUUCUUAAUUUUGGCUAUGACCCAAUAGAUUUCAAUUAAACUCUUGAUCUUCUUAGAUAAAAGAUAUAAGAAUAAUAAAUUUGA